Molecule: messenger RNA, 1080 nt
Organism: Spinacia oleracea (spinach)
Lineage: Eukaryota; Viridiplantae; Streptophyta; Magnoliopsida; Caryophyllales; Amaranthaceae
Exons: 2
Coding region: 117-884 (255 amino acids)
Molecular function (GO): protein binding
Source: RefSeq, a predicted model, not a curated record
UUUAAGCACCAAAAACAUUUACACACCCCCAACUUUAUCUCCCUCUCUCUCUAUCUCAACAACACAAACCCAGAUAACUGAGUUUAAUUCAGAGAAAGAAAAACAAACUCCCAACCAUGGUAUCAUUUCAAGCACCUUUCCUCCGACUAAACGAUCAACGAAACCCGAUUUCGGAAACUACUAAUAAUGAUAAUAAUGAUAUCAAUAAUUCCAAGAAUAUGAAAAGGAAGUGGGAUGAUGCAGAAGAUGAGGCAGAGGAAGAGGUCAUCCUUCCUUAUAAACAUUGGAGGAAUCCCAAGGCGGCAACUGCUGUUGCCGCUUUCGCUACCAAAUCUUUUUCAGAUAUCGAGCUUCACCUCGAGACUCCGUUGCCAUCCGAAUGGCAACGGUGCCUCGAUAUGCAGUCAGGAGAAAUACACUUCUACAACACAAGAACACAAAAAAGAACACAAAGAGAUCCAAGAGAAAGAAGCACAGACCCACCAAGUCCUAGGGAAUGUCACAUGAGUUUAGACCUUGAGCUAAACCUGCCUUGUGGCUCACUCAACCACAAUAAUAAUAAUAAUAUCUCAAAAUCAAAAUCAACAUCAGAAAAGAAGAGUCUUACAAUGAUGAUCAAGAACAAGAAACCGAGCUACUCACCACCGCCUCCUCCGGUUACUCCUAAUCUCUUCAGGAGUCUGAGCACCGCCGGAAACAACACCACCAUCGACCUCGAAGCGGCGGACGAGGAAGCCGAGAUGGUGGCUACCGCCUGCAAUCGGUGCCAUAUGCUGGUGAUGCUCUGCAAAACUUCACCAACAUGCCCCAACUGCAAAUAUGUGCACCCACCUUGCCAGACCCUUCUUGACCUGUUCAAGCCAAGACUUAGCCUAUCUUGUUAGUUUUUCUUAUUAGUAACAGCAACAUAUGAAUUGAUGAUGAUCAUAAGGUUGAGUGUUAAUAGCUAUUAUUAGGCCCAUAAUAAUAAUAAUACAAAAAAUAUUGUUUAGUAUGCUGCAAAAAAAAAAAAAAAAUCAAUAUAGAAUCAUGAGUAAGAAUGAUGUCAAAUUUACUAGUUAGUUGGCUCCUUAAUCAUCA